UCGCUCCAACCGCAGUAGGGAUUUUUCUGCAACACCAGGACUACGGCACACAUUCAUAUUUCUACAAACUCCAUUAUAGGACAUCAACAGUGUGGAUUUUCAUCCCGGUGCUCAGGCAGGUCCUGCUGGUGACCUGCUUCAGAGCGAGCGGUCAAAUCAGGAGUGUUUGGAGGCCAUGGCUGAACAUGGAGCCCACGCUCAGCUUCCAGAACCAGCUGAAAUGCUGCCUCAAACCUGGAGGGCAGCGCUUAAGGCAGAGCAGCAGGAGUGGAUCAGCCAGACGCUGUUCAUCAGGGACCACCUGGGGAGGCCUCGCCUCACUACAGACCUCAACCUGUGGUGGUUCCCUCCACAGCCCCAGCCGGUCUACCACCAGCCUCCCGCAUCCCCUGAGCCCUUCUUUGCAUGUCGGCUGUUCCUGUGGAUGCCCCACAGGAUCUGGCGUCUGCAGCUGACGUGCCCCCAGCCUUCGUGCACCGGGUCCAUGGCGAAGGCUGGGCUCUAAAGGACCAUCCGGAGGGUCCUGGACAUUGACGGCUGGUACCUCAUGGCCACCGAGUACCUGGAGUGCCGUCAAUGUAAAAAGAAGGUCGCGGGAUGGUCACAGGGCAUCAUCAGGCAGCUGUCCCCCACCUACAGCUGCCAGUUUCCUGCUGUGCUCACUUACAAGCUGUCUUGUGACUUGAGGGUGGUUGGACAGCUGAGGUCUGGUCCUCUGGGCAACAGUGCGAAGCAGCUCUACAACAACCUGAGGGAGCUGCACUCAGAUUCCUGGAUGCGUAGAUCCUUACACUACCUCGGUGUGUGCGAGCAGUUCUUUAGCUCUGUCUCGGGGGCGUUUGCACCACCACCGCCCAUGCCACCUGUACCGUCUCCAGCCUGCCUUCUGACGGUCUACGGCUACGACAUGGUUAUGCGACUGGAAGAGUACAAGGCGCUGAUCACUUCCACCUUUGGAACCAUUUUGAAGAUAUAUUCCAGCAAAGAGGUGUCAAAGAAGCUCGCCAGUGCCACCUCCAAUGCAGACACCUGGAUCACCAGCGUAGGUAACGAGCAUGGCCAGGUCCUCAUGAGCGUCCUCACCUGCUCUGAGGGGUCCGAGGGCCUGAGCACCAUGGCAGCUGGAUUGAUGAAGCGGUACCGACUCGCUGACAAACCUCCACCACUUGUGGUCUACGUCGACCGGGACUGCUGCAGCAGAGACGGCGUGUCAAAGACAGCUGCCUUGUUUCAUGAGUGGGGGAACCUCGUGGUCCGUCUGGACAUCUGGCACUACAUGCGAUGUAUCGCAGGUGGUGUCACGACAGAGAGCCAUGAGCUAUACCCCACCUUCAUGAGGCAGCUGUCUCUCUGCAUCUUCGAGGUGGACCCUGAAGAUGCCCGCCGUCUCAAAGAGGCCAAGCGAUCGGAGCUGGGGAGGGAGCACGGGAUGUUCGACCUGAGCGACGCAGAGGUCAUCCAGAGGAUCUCCAAGGAGGAGUGGAGGCUGCACUGUCGCCACAGGACGCGUGGGGCAGAGCAAACAGCCCUCCUCAUCCAGAACCUCCUGGACACCUUCCGCGGUCCCUUCUUCCCACCAGAUCCUUCUUUAUUAUUGGCAGCAUCUCAAACAGGAUCUGAUGAACCUAGGUAUCGGUCUCCCCUCGACUCUGCCAAAGGAUCUGGAAGCCAGGCUCCUCCUCGAGAGCCACCGUCAGACAUUGAGGAAGAGGUCAUAGGUCCCGAUGGUCAGCCAGGAUACCAGCACGUCCUGAACCUGGCUAAGGCCCUGGUGGAGGCCAGAAGCCUGAACGGGCUCAGAGAUUCCAAGGUGGACAUGCUAAUCUCACUCUGGCAGCGUCUUCCAGACGCAGACAAGCAGAGGCAGGUGGAAGGAAAGACCACCACCUGGCCAAGCAGAGAGCCUCCAGCAGUCAGCUGUUCAAUGAAAGUGAACAGGACCCAGCCAAACAGGCCUGAAUCCAGCCGCCUGGUGGAGGCCACCUGCAGCCAGCUUUGUCGUGUGCAUCCCUCAGCCACGCGGGUCAAGGGGAUCUUAAGGACCCGCUGGUCCCUCAUCCUUGCAGACUAUGUGUCGAUAAGGGAGAUGGUGCUGGGGAGCCCAAGGCUGAUGGCAGAAACCACCAUCCAGCUGUUCCCAUUGAAUCAGAGGAAUAUUUCCAAGUGGUUCAUUGGUCGGCAGAAGAGGUGGGCCAGGCCUGUUCUGAAGCCAAGACCAGCAGUGGUCUCUCCCCCAGCUGCUAUCCAACAGGCCCAGCUCCCUGAAGAGGAGGUGCUCUUAGUGCUGGUGGGGCAUGGACAGCCCUAUAUUAGCGACGUCUCUGAUGUGGAGCCAGGCCCGUCCAGCAGGGGUCUCCCUACUCUUCAACCAAUACCACACCAGGUGCAGCUGCCUGCUACCUUACACCUGAGCGCCAAUAUUCAGCCGCUGCCUGGUCUUCCAGUCGUUCCCAGAUCAACAGCCUACAGGAAGAGGAAGGCAGCACCAGGUGGUCACUUACCAAUGAGGAAUAAGCAAUAUAUUUGCAAGAAGUGUGGGCAGCCUAAAAGACUGGACACUGGACACUCCAGGAUCAGGGGGGUGUCCUACUGUGCUGCCUUUGAGGGUCAGGCUGUGGAGGAGUGGAUGAAGAAAAUGAAUGACAAAGGAGGGAUGUAAGGACUGCUCUGUAAUUUUUGGAUAAUUUGAUCAGUAAAAACGUGUUUUUAAAGUCAUUGAUUGGAACUGAAAGCAUUUGAA
Messenger RNA from Cyprinodon variegatus (sheepshead minnow), 2740 nucleotides. RefSeq lists its product as uncharacterized. Lineage: Eukaryota; Metazoa; Chordata; Actinopteri; Cyprinodontiformes; Cyprinodontidae. The transcript is spliced from 9 exons. Bases 548 to 2659 code for a protein of 703 amino acids. The record is from RefSeq and is a predicted model, not a curated record.